AUGGGUCGUAUUUCAGAGAUUCGGGACGUCGAGUCGCACGAGGGCCAGACGCGCUCGGUGUGGCGUGACUGGGCAUCCAUAGUGAUAGGGAGCACAGUUGGAUACAUGUGUCUCAUCCUGAUCAUUGUGGGCUACUUUCAUCCGUCUCUGCUGCCCGUGAACCCGGUCGCGUUGCUCUUCAACAAAGAAGUGUCUCCAUUCUUUGCAUUUUCCCAAGGCGCAGGGUACUUCCCCAAGCCUGAUGGUUUCCAGAUCAUCGCUUUGGUGCCUUUCACCUACUUUGAGCGUACAGAGAUUCUGGACUGUUACUUGCGAAGAAACCUGGUCCAGAAUCAUGGAUUUCUUGACAAAGUAGUCUUCAUUCCUCAGACCGACGAUAAAGCCAGUCUGGAAUGGCUGUAUUCGAUCGUUUCUAGGACCGAAGAAUAUGCCAUUGCUCCUUCAGGCCAUGAGAUGGAUUGGAAGAUCGCGCAUGGUGAUAACAUGUAUAUCCGUAUCGACGGUGAUACUGUGUUUAUGGAAGAUCAUACAAUCCCCACGAUCGUGAAGACUAAACUCGACAAUCCUGACACCUUGAUGGUCUCUGCCAACGUCAUCAAUGAAGGAGCCUUAGCCGCACUUCACAGUCACCCCGGGGUUGCUCUUCCUUACCUUCCAGAACUAUACCACGUCGAGCAGCCAUCCCGUUCUAAAUCCCAACUUCGUCAUGAUUGGCGAGCCUCCAGUCUUCCUACUUGGGAAGGACCUGCAAGCUUCCGGGUGCGAAAGGGAUUCCAGCCUCCCUUUGAGGGCCACCGCUGGUUAUUGCCGGCGGAACCUCGAUCGGAUCGGGACCCCAUAUCAGCCUCCAUCUACACCCAGCUUGGACCCAAUAUGACCGACUGGACAGUCGCAGCGCAGCAGCAUUAUUCUUUCCUACGCCAUCUAGAGUCCAAGGAUCUCGCUCGCUACAAAUUCCCUUUAUGGGUCGACCCGGCCGAGCCCACCAGCAAGAACUUCGGAUGCUUCUGGGGCAAAGACGCAGGCGUUCUCCGCCGUAUCUUCGAGCAUGAAUUGGGCAGCGAAGAACUCCUUCGGAGCUGGACAGAUGCAGAUGGGAACAAGCCUCGUAUCACCAUCGAUGGGAAGGGAUUAGCGUCGCACUACUCGGCCUCUCAGGGCGCGUCCGGCCUAGACGCGACCGACCUUGUGGACCGGUAUCGGGCCUAUGCACAGGAGAGGGUUUGUCGAGACACGCGCUAG
Penicillium chermesinum is the source of this 1242-nucleotide messenger RNA. RefSeq lists its product as uncharacterized. The coding region runs from base 1 to 1242 and encodes 413 amino acids. Lineage: Eukaryota; Fungi; Ascomycota; Eurotiomycetes; Eurotiales; Aspergillaceae. The record is from RefSeq and is a predicted model, not a curated record. The transcript has 2 exons.